Messenger RNA from Nicotiana tabacum (common tobacco), 1220 nucleotides. RefSeq names its product nodulin-26-like. The record is from RefSeq and is a predicted model, not a curated record. Gene Ontology annotation, biological process: transmembrane transport. Gene Ontology annotation, molecular function: channel activity. Gene Ontology annotation, cellular component: membrane. NCBI's taxonomy places the organism in Eukaryota, Viridiplantae, Streptophyta, Magnoliopsida, Solanales, Solanaceae.
AUAUAUAUACAAGUAUCUGAAAAAGUUAAUAGCUUAUUUCUUGUUCUGCCAUUUUUAUUGUCUGUGUUUGUUGGAGCAAAUAAUCAAAGCAGAAGUAUGGAGGAAUUAUCAGUUGUUGAUGGAAUACGAGCUACGUCGUUGAGGAUUAAUAGCUAUCCAUCCCCAGCAGAAUCCAACACUACUGCUACGACUCCACAAAAACAUUCAAAAUGCUUUAUAAGUGUGCAUUUCGUGCAAAAGUUGAUUGCAGAGCUUGUGGGAACCUACAUGUUGAUAUUUGCUGGUUGUGCUGCUAUAGUGUUGAAUAUAAACAAGGACAACGUUGUCACACUACCUGGAAUUGCAUCUGUUUGGGGACUUGUUGUUAUGGUUUUGAUUUACUCUGUUGGUCAUGUCUCUGGUGCACAUUUCAACCCUGCUGUAACCAUUGCUUUUGCCUCUUGCAAAAGAUUUCCUUGGAAUCAGGUUCCGGCCUAUAUUUUGGUUCAAGUCAUAGGAUCCACUCUAGCUAGUGGAAGCCUUCGACUAAUAUUUAAUGGCAAAGAAGACCAGUUUGUAGGGACAGUUCCAGCAGGAACAAAUAUGCAAGCUUUGGUACUUGAGUUCAUAGCCACAUUCUACCUCAUGUUUGUCAUCUCUGGUGUUGCUACUGAUGAUCGAGCUAUGAAACAUUUAUCUGGGGUUGCAAUUGGAGCCACUGUUUCACUUGAUAUAUUGUUCUCCGGGCCACUAACAGGGGCAUCAAUGAACCCUGCAAGGAGUUUGGGACCAGCAAUUGUUACAGGUCAUUACAAAGGGCUAUGGAUUUACAUUAUAGGGCCAACUUUAGGGGCCAUAUUUGGUGCUUGGACUUACAAUCUUAUGAGACUCACAAAUAAGUCAUGGGGUGAAUCUAUAAAAGAGAUUUCAGAUUCACAAAAAAUAAUAGAAGUGUCCUCAAAAGACAAGGUUAUAUGCAAGUGUAGUGAAGGGUGGACAUGUAUUGUAACCAAAACUGAAGAACCAGAAGCAGGCAACAUCUUUUUUGAUUGUGGUGAUGAAGGUUGUCUGUGUAUUAUUGAUGAAACUAACACUCUGAAAAAACAUGUACUUGUAUAUGAUAAGACAAAAAGGAGAAAGGGCUACAAAAUGUAUAUUUAAGGGCAUCAAAUCACUCAAAUACUAGUUAAGAAAACCAUGAAUGCAUGUGAUCUAUUUGGCGUGUCCAAAACUUUCUUUCA